Molecule: messenger RNA, 486 nt
Organism: Prunus persica (peach)
Lineage: Eukaryota; Viridiplantae; Streptophyta; Magnoliopsida; Rosales; Rosaceae
Exons: 1
Coding region: 1-486 (161 amino acids)
Source: RefSeq, a predicted model, not a curated record
AUGGGCCCUCAAAGACAUCUUGGAAUUUACAUUGCAUUUGAUUCUCCAUCCAUAAUUAGAUAUCUUGAACCCCUGACGAGUGAUAUGUUUACAGCACGCUUUGCGGAUUCCCGUUUUGAUGAGACAAUUUUGCCGCUGUUAGGGGGAGAAAAGGUGUCGCUUCCUGAAGAACGGCGUGAAAUUACAUGGAAUGCAUCAUCAUUAUCUCAUUUGGAUCCACAUACAAAUCAAAGUGAAUGUGAAGUUCAAAGGAUCAUCCAUUUGAAAAGUAUAGCAAAUCAAUUACCGAAUGCCUUUACUGACAUAAAGAAAGUAACAAAAUCUCAUAUACCAGCUAUAAAUACUCCAGCACGGAUUGAUGUCUCUGAAGGUCAAUAUGAUAGUACAUUAAAGGUAUGCUUGAAGCGUGGUCGUCCUGUUGGUGCUAAAGAUAAAAAAUCCCUGGAAGAAAAGGACACAAGAAAUGUCUAUUCUAGAAGAAGAUAA